ACUUUAUUCCACACACACCAUAUUUAUUUCAAAGUUAAUUUUCUCUCUCUUCACCAAAGAAAUCUGGAAAACUCUCUCAUUCUCAAACAAACCCUAGCCGCCGCCUCCUCCCUCCUUCAGUGUGUCUCCGGCGGUCGUUACAUUGCUCCACCAUCUUCAUUUUUGAAAAUCCAUCACCAUAAAAAGAGUCCCCUCCAUCUUCUCUACAAAACCCAUUUAAAAAUAUCAGGAACGGACAACCUUCGCCGGUGACCACCACGCCGGAGCUUGCAACCACCGCGCCGGGUAAGAGCUUACGUGUUUUCAUCCCAAUCUUGUAUGUUGUCCAGAUCUGGGUCAGAAUUUUUACACAAACACUUAAACCUGGGUUGUUGUCUUCAUCAAGGGAAAUGGGUUUGUGGACAUUACUUGAAGGCCUUUUGCUUCUUGCAAACGCACUAGCGAUACUAAAUGAAGACCGCUUUCUUGUCCCUAAAGGAUGGGGCUUAUCAGAUUUUUCAGGAGGCAGGACAAAAUCUUUCAAAGGCCAGAUUAUAGGUCUCAUUUACGCAACUCAGUACCUAAGAGUUCCUCUCAUACUUUUUAACUCCAUCUUUAUUAUUGUAAAGCUGGUUUCUGGGUGAUGUCUAGCAAGGUGCUGGAGUUUCUUAAUGGCUGCAGGUGCUGGAGUUUACAUCACAUGAUUUUAAGUUGUUUUUAGGUAGGAAAAUCUGAGAAAUUCUAUUGUAAGAAUAUACAUUUAAAGUAUCUCUAUUGAUUUUUGAUCCAUUGAUAUUAUUAGUCACAAAAUCACGUUUGCUACAUGUAGCCAAAAAAGGAGAAUCGAAGAUCAUUAUUGUGACUUUAGCUUGAUGGGUGCUGUAUUAAUUUUCUAAGAAUUAAUUAGAAUGGGCCAAUUUCCUUGUAUUAUCUUCAGCUUCUUUUCAAUUGCUUAUUGUUUGA
Messenger RNA from Medicago truncatula (barrel medic), 942 nucleotides. Its product is annotated as immediate early response 3-interacting protein 1. Gene Ontology annotation, biological process: endoplasmic reticulum to Golgi vesicle-mediated transport. Gene Ontology annotation, cellular component: endoplasmic reticulum membrane; Golgi membrane; COPII-coated ER to Golgi transport vesicle. NCBI's taxonomy places the organism in Eukaryota, Viridiplantae, Streptophyta, Magnoliopsida, Fabales, Fabaceae. The coding region runs from base 390 to 623 and encodes 77 amino acids. The transcript is spliced from 3 exons. The record is from RefSeq and is a predicted model, not a curated record.